Botrytis cinerea B05.10 is the source of this 2766-nucleotide messenger RNA. RefSeq names its product Bcmss1 (gene Bcmss1). Gene Ontology annotation, biological process: tRNA methylation; tRNA wobble uridine modification. Gene Ontology annotation, cellular component: mitochondrion; cytoplasm. The transcript is spliced from 3 exons. The record is from RefSeq and is a predicted model, not a curated record. Bases 65 to 1789 code for a protein of 574 amino acids. Lineage: Eukaryota; Fungi; Ascomycota; Leotiomycetes; Helotiales; Sclerotiniaceae. Gene Ontology annotation, molecular function: protein binding; GTP binding; GTPase activity.
GAUUUCAUUAUUGUUAUCUAAUUGUCAACUUACUUGAGGAAUUACUCAAAGUUGAUGCUUGUCAAUGCUUCGAAGUGUACCUUCAAGGUCCAGGCACUUACGGCGCAAUGUCAUCUAUCGCAGACUUAAUAUAGUUGCCAGUCGGAGGGUUUUUAUUUCAACAGCUCGACCUGCCAUUUCUUCCAAAUUCCCUGGACAAUCUAGAAAUCUAAGAAGCCUUUUACACACAAGAUCGGAGAGCAAAAAUGAAUUUCUAGACGAUACAAUAUAUGCGCUUUCCACGGCGCCUGGCAGAGCCGGGAUAGCUAUCAUACGUAUAUCUGGCUCCGCAUGCCUCGAUAUCUAUCAAAGCUUGUGUCCGUCUAAAUCAAUUCCAAGACCACGAUAUGCCGCUGUCAGAACUCUAUAUGAGCCGGCGAACUCAAUUCCAAAUAUUCUCGAUUCCGAUGCUUUGGUUCUUUAUUUCCCUGCUCCGAACACCGUUACUGGUGAGGACGUCCUCGAAUUACAUGUUCAUGGAGGAUCGGCUACAGUCAAAGCAGUUCUAAGCACAAUUUCACAAUGUACAUCGGCUGCGAAAAUCCGAUAUGCCGAACCUGGAGAAUUCACACGUCGAGCAUUUCAGAAUGAUAGGCUAGACUUGGCGCAAGUGGAAGCAUUGAGUGAUACGUUGUCUGCAGAGACAGAGCAACAAAGACGUGCUGCUGUGCGAGGAAAUUCUGGGAAGCUUGGUCGUACAUAUGAAGCAUGGCGAGAACAAUUGCUAUAUGCGCGGGGGGAAUUAGAGGCAUUGAUUGAUUUUUCCGAGGACCAACAUUUCGAUGAAUCACCAGCAGAGCUAUUAUCGAAUGUUACAGCUCAAGUCGAGACUAUGUUGGAAUUGAUUGCCGCACAUGAGUCAGCGAGUCAUCGGGGAGAAUUGCUCAAGAAGGGAAUUAGGAUUGCUCUACUAGGACCACCUAAUGCUGGCAAAAGCUCCCUACUUAAUCAAAUCGUUGGUAGAGAAGCUUCGAUUGUUAGUCAAGAAGCCGGAACUACUCGAGAUAUUGUGGAGGUUGGUUUAGAUAUUCGUGGGUACCUUUGCACGUUUGCAGAUACAGCCGGUUUGAGAACUCAAGCUUCUCAAAUUGGAAGCGGCAAUAAUGACUCAAUAAUCGGGGAUAUAGAGAGAGAGGGUAUUCGAAGAGCAAAAUCAAAGGCAAAUGAGUCAGACCUUAUUGUUGCUCUCGCCAGUAUAGAGUGGUCAGAUAUUCGGAACGGGUGGGAAAUUCGCUACGAUCAAGAAACAUUUGAAAUAGCGGCUCGAGCCUCGAAAUUCAUGAUCGUUAUUAAUAAAUCUGAUUCAGUCACCCCUGAAAUACUGUCAGAACUUAUAAAUGACUUCAAAGAGUCCCAGAAAGGCAAAUUCGAUCAAUAUCCCGUCCCAUUGAUGUCAAUUUCAUGUAAAGAUGCACAAGGAUUAACGAAUAAAGGAAGUAUUGGUCAUUUCGUCGACGAAAUGGUAUCUGUUUUCAGUAAUAUGACAUCUCUUCCGACUGAACUUGUGGAUUUGCUCGGUGUUACUGAACGUCAGCGGCAGCUUCUCACAGCCUGCUCAGCUCAUUUAUUAGACUUUAUGAAUGAAGCGCAAGAGCAUGUCGAUCAUGACCAAGAAGCGGAUAUAGUUUUGGCGGCUGAGCAUCUAAGAUCCGCAGCCAAUUGCUUGUCACGAAUUACAGGCAGGGGUGAAGCUGGCGAUGUUGAAGAAGUUCUGGGUGUAGUCUUUGAAAAAUUUUGUGUUGGCAAGUAGACACGAGACGGGAAUCAAGACGCAGACUUACAAGGUAGACAAUAGAAAUUAGAUGAAGAUACAGAUUGAUUUAUCUUUGCUAAGUAGAAAUGUAUAUGUUUUAAUGAUACAGAAAGUAUGAACCGAAGAAGUGGUAGAAGAAAAAGAAGCUCUAUGUAACACCCGCGAAUGCCAAAAGAUCGGAAAACUCCAUCGAAUGCAUCAUGAUUCAUCCCUCAAUCAAUGUUCCUUUAAUCCCUCCAAUCCCAAUCUUUAAAUUACAACAUCGCUCCCAAUUGUGACUCCUCCAAAUUGUCGUCAACUCUGUUCCACCACACCCCCGACGUGCAUGCGGCCUGCAAUGCAACCAAACUCGCCAAUCUCAAUUGCCAACCCCAACAUGUUGGAUCUAUGGUAACGAAGAUGCGUAAUAAAAAGUCUCGGAAUAUGCUGGAAGAAAUUUGAAAGGAAAGAAGGAAAAGAAAGAAGAAGCAAAUAAAAUGAUAACUCCGUGUGUAUGCUGUCGUGUGUAUGCUGAUAAAUCUAUGCGUUGCGUUUUGAAGGAAGAGAAGAAAAUGGAAAGUGAAGGUAAACCCGUGAGGGUGAAACACUCUCUUUUUGAAAUGUGUCGAAAGUAAAAGCCUGUGUAGAUGCGAAUGCCAUAUAGAAGAAGAAAUGUAUGCAAAUCUAUAACCCCGGAAAAUGCUAUGAUGUAGUCGUGAGACUAAUGUGCUGUGUUGCCAAUCUAAAAGUCUAUAGUAUGCUGUCUGUGCUAUGCAGAUAAGAUAGAUCGCUGAAUCGCUCGAAAUCAAACCGCUGAAAAUGAUAUGGAUAUGAUGUGAUGAAGGGGUUUAACCGAAUAAAUCUUUAUCAAGUUAUCCGAUCACGAUAAAGAAACGAGGGGAUGAAAUAUUUAGUUAUAUCCACCUCGUCCAUCUUCUUCCUCAUCAUCAUCCCCGCGACGGAGAGAAUAGAUGGUAGGACGGAAGCUGUCUUCA